AUGUCAGGAAGCACUGAAUGCCCCUUUUUCCUCUGGGGACUUCUAGCCUUGUUGGGUUUGGCUCUAAUUAUAUCGCUGAUCUUCAAUAUUUCCCACUAUAUAGAAAAGCAGCGACAAGAUAAAAUGUACAGAUAUUCUGAUAACUACAUUCCCAGGGUUGAUGAAUGUGAUAUUGAAGACACACCAAUUUAUGGUAAUUUAGAUAAGGUAAUCCCAGAACCGAUAGAUGAAGACUGCUAUGAACAAAUGAAAGCCCGGCCAGAAAGAUCUAUAAAUAAUUUGCAAGAAGCCACUCCCUCUGCACAGAUUCCUGCUGAAGUGCAGAUGUGCUAUGCCUCGCUUGAUCAUAGCUUCAAGGGGAAGUACAGAAAACCCAGGAAACAGAAUACUCAUUCAUCUGACAAGGAGAGAGAGAAGCAGUUGUAUGCGAUGGAUGACAACAUGACUAAAUCCAACUUGGUAGAGAGUUCCUUACCAGAAAGCCAGGAAAUAGAGGAAAACAUUCAUGAUGAUCCCAUCAGGCUCUUUGGGUUGAUUCGUGCUAAGAGAGAACCUAUGGACUAGCAGGACUAUGACUUAGCUCACUGAUAAUGCUGUUAUUAGAGAUGAUUGUUAAAAAGGCAAAGUCCCCACAUGACACAGAAUGACCUGGCAGGGUGAUGAUCUGAUCAUUUGUUGAUGGAAUGGUGUCUAACCUCUUGUUCAGAGGUCUUCCAUACACACUAAAUGCAAUGCCAUUAACAUCAGUUUUAUGAAUUUACCUAAAAAGUACCAAAGUAAUAAAUGGAAAAUAAAAUACAAUUUGCAAGUUAAGUUUUAUACCAAGACAAAAUUCCUCAAUAAUACCUAGUA
Messenger RNA from Heterocephalus glaber (naked mole-rat), 852 nucleotides. It is a transcript of the gene Trat1, whose product is annotated as T cell receptor associated transmembrane adaptor 1. Gene Ontology annotation, cellular component: T cell receptor complex. Gene Ontology annotation, biological process: negative regulation of receptor recycling; positive regulation of T cell receptor signaling pathway. The record is from RefSeq and is a predicted model, not a curated record. Lineage: Eukaryota; Metazoa; Chordata; Mammalia; Rodentia; Bathyergidae.